Molecule: messenger RNA, 1763 nt
Organism: Nymphaea colorata (pocket water lily)
Lineage: Eukaryota; Viridiplantae; Streptophyta; Magnoliopsida; Nymphaeales; Nymphaeaceae
Product: abietadienol/abietadienal oxidase-like
Exons: 8
Coding region: 16-1497 (493 amino acids)
Biological process (GO): multicellular organism development; brassinosteroid biosynthetic process; brassinosteroid homeostasis
Molecular function (GO): monooxygenase activity; heme binding; oxidoreductase activity, acting on paired donors, with incorporation or reduction of molecular oxygen
Source: RefSeq, a predicted model, not a curated record
CGAUUGUCGGCUCAAAUGAACGGUUCAAUUGCCAUCCUCUCCUCGCCCUUUUCAACCAAGCUCUCUCCCUCUCUCUCACAGAUGGACCUCACUACUCUUCCCUUGGAGUCUAUGCUCUUCCUUUGUCUUGGCUUUUUGGUGCUCUUGGUUGCUCUGCUUAAGCUAUCAGGAGGCGAGGCCAAGAACCUUCCUCCAGGGAGGCAGGGUUGGCCUCUGGUGAGAGAGAACAUAAGCUUCUACUGUGCCUCGAGGCACAGCUUCUUCGAUUUCCUUCAACCAAGGAUCUCUAGGUACGGGAAGAUCUUCACCACCCACCUGUUUGGCAAGCGGACGGUCAUCUCUGCAGAUGCCAACUUCAACAAAUGGGUUCUACAGAACGAAGGGAAGCUGUUCAGGGCCAAGUUCCCAAAGGCCUUCAGCGAGGUCUUCGGCAAGUACGGGAUGCUAUCCAUCCAUGGCGACCUCCAGCGGAAGCUUCACGGCGUCGCCAUCAACCUGCUCGGCCAGGACAAGCUCAAGGCCCAUUUCCUAGCCGAGGUGGACUCCAUGAUCAGAACCCGAGUCCGCCAGUGGGUUGGCGGGGAGAUCCUCCUUCAAGACGAGCUACGCAUGAUGGUGCUGGAGCUCAUGUUGAAGCAGCUACUGGACAUCGAUCCGUCGGAAGAAGCGAGAGCCAUCGCCCGAGAAUUUCGCGAUUUUACGAGUUCCGGGAUCGGUUGCUUACCUAUUCGGAUUCCAGGAACCAGGUUCUACAGAGCACUCAAGGCAAGGGAAGCAUUGGUUGCGAGGGUGAAGAAGGAAAUCGCGGAGAGGGAGGAGCACACGGAGGUGAUGAGAGGGGACCUGCUGUCGAGGUUGCUGAGGCAAGAGAGCCGGCUGCCGGAUGAGGUGAUCGUGGACUUCAUCCUCUUCCUGGCGCACGCCGGCCAUCAUACUUCUGCAAGGGUCAUGGUUUUUGCCGUCAAACAUUUGACCGACAACCCUGCUGCCCUGCAGCAGCUUAGGGAAGAACAUGACGCCAUUGCCAAGGACGUGGACGGCGGCAGGCUCACAUGGGAUCACUACAAAUCGAUGAAGUUUACUCAAUGCGUUGUCAACGAGACGCUUAGGCUGAAUGGAGCAAGUUUGCUUGUGAGAGAAGCGCCCAACGAUGUUCCAGCCGACGGCUAUGUCAUCCCCAAGGGUACCUCCAUCAUCCUUGCAUUGGAUGGAGUCCACAAGGAUCGGGAAAAGUAUGACUUCCCUUUGGUUUUUAACCCAUGGAGGUGGCAAUCGGCUGGCCUUCCCCAGGAGAAGGAUGCCGCGUUCGCACCAUUUGGUGGGGGUCCCAGACUGUGUCCAGGAUCACAGCUUGCUCAACUGGAGGUGUCUAUCUUCCUUCACUAUUUAGUCACCAAUUGCAGGUGGGAGAAGGUAAAGGAGGAUCAAGCUAUACAGUUUCCUGCUCCAAAUUUCCCACUUGGAUUUCCCAUACGUCUGUAUCCAAGGGAAAUGUGAAAGAUGCACACAAGAAAACGGAAAAAUAGUACCCAUAUGACCACUUCCUCAUGAAGACUACAUGUGUCGGCAUCAAAUGUAUCCGCAUGAAGCAAAUACAAAGGGGAACCUGUACAAGCAAUCAUAUUUAGGCGAUCUGCUUUUGAGGUUGGUUCACUCUGCAAAUUAUGAGUGGAACACAGCUUCUUUGAAGACUUGAAGGAUACAGCUUAUGUAGUUUGAUGUUUGUGAGUUGACUGAUAAAUGGGAAGCAUUAGAUUCUAUGA